UACAUCAAAGACAACGAGACCGGUGCCUGCAUUUAUGACCGAUGCGGGUCAAUGCCUAACUACUGUCUAAACGGCGGUCGGUGUGUGAACAAGGCGCAGGAUGAAGAGGACGCUUUGGACACCACCACCAUGCCUAUCUGCAUCUGUCCGCCCACCCGCAUGGGUGCUCGAUGCGAGAUUUUCCGCUCACCUCCCCUUCCUACGCCUACCUCCACCAUCGCCACUACAACCACCACCAAUACCACUGCAAAUCCACCUGUAGCGGCUAACUCCAGUGCCAUCAAUCGCCCUUCUGACCAUGCUAUAAGUGAGACGCUGCGACGUCAACCGAAGAAUAAUGUAUCACUGGCACGACUGUCGAAAGACAAUGGCGUCAUCUUGCGGAGUUCUGGAGCCCUGGAACAGUCAAGUCCGGAGAGGGCAACUUCAUCCACUUCGCGUUAUCCAGCGAAAAAGGAGAAAGGUCUCGAUAUCAUUCCAAACUGCCAUUAUAAAUAG
Molecule: messenger RNA, 498 nt
Organism: Hydatigera taeniaeformis
Lineage: Eukaryota; Metazoa; Platyhelminthes; Cestoda; Cyclophyllidea; Taeniidae
Source: the annotation of a GenBank genome assembly